Messenger RNA from Triplophysa rosa, 1597 nucleotides. RefSeq names its product RAB3C, member RAS oncogene family (gene rab3c). Lineage: Eukaryota; Metazoa; Chordata; Actinopteri; Cypriniformes; Nemacheilidae. Gene Ontology annotation, cellular component: endosome; synaptic vesicle; plasma membrane. The transcript has 5 exons. Gene Ontology annotation, molecular function: GTP binding; GTPase activity. Gene Ontology annotation, biological process: protein secretion; protein localization to plasma membrane; regulation of exocytosis. Bases 195 to 866 code for a protein of 223 amino acids. The record is from RefSeq and is a predicted model, not a curated record.
CUCUGGGCGGAUGUGGGAUGAAUGGGUGGAGAGUGCGAGCGUCUGCUGACGUCCAUUGCAAGCAUCACCGCAUCCAACAUUUAUCCCAAACAGCCGACUCCACCUCUCCAAAGCGGAAAAAAACUAUCAUUUAUUAGGACUUUAUCAAACCCAGACUCCGUUUAUCGCAUCGGUUGUAUUGCUUGUCUGAAACAAUGGAUUUAUACGGGAAGAUGGCAACACAAGACAAUAAACAAAAGGAAAACGCUGAUCAAAACUUUGAUUACAUGUUCAAGUUGUUGAUAAUUGGAAACAGCAGUGUCGGAAAAACAUCUUUCCUCUUCCGCUACGCUGACGAUACCUUCACCUCUGCCUUCGUCAGCACUGUGGGCAUCGACUUCAAGGUCAAAACCGCCUACAAGAACGACAAACAGAUCAAGCUACAGAUCUGGGACACAGCGGGACAGGAAAGGUACAGGACUAUCACCACAGCUUACUACAGAGGAGCCAUGGGCUUCAUCCUCAUGUAUGACAUCACUAAUGAAGAGUCUUUCGCUGCAGUGCAGGACUGGGCGACCCAGAUUAAGACGUACUCUUGGGACAAUGCACAGGUGAUCCUUGCAGGAAACAAAUGUGAUAUGGAGGAGGAGAGGAUCGUGUCUGUGGACAACGGAAGAUUAUUAGCAGAACAACUAGGUUUUGAUUUUUUCGAGACAAGUGCAAAGGACAAUAUCAACGUCAAGCAGACAUUUGAACGCUUGGUGGACAUCAUUUGUGACAAGAUGUCCGACACACUUGAGGCCGACCCCUCCGUUGCCACGGGAGCGCCAACUACCAGACUGACCGACAACCCAAUGCCUCCUCAGCAGUCUGACUGUGGCUGCUAGUGUUUACUGUCCGGGUUGUUUGCUUUUCGUGGCUCGAGUGCUGUUGACAAGCUUCUGUAUUCUGAGGCAAAAAUAAGUUAUUGAACCUCAAAUCUUUGACCUGGCUUAAACUCUUUUUUUGGCGGGAUAGUUCUCCCAAAAAUAAAAAUUUGUGAUUUAUUCACCCAUCGUGUCAUUCAGAACCUGUAUUUGACUCUUUCUUCUGUGGAAAACAAAUGAAUAUAUUUUGAGAAAUGUUCUUGGGUAACUAACGUUAUUCUAAAUAUCUUCUUUUGUGUUCUGUAGAAGAACAUCAUACAGGUUUGGAAUGACAUGAAGGUGAAUAAACAAUGAAAGAAUUGUCAUUUUUGGGUUGACUAUCCCUUUUAAGACAACUGACAUAGCAAACUAGCAAGAUUGUGCCAAAAACAAGCGUCAAAUCUCGUCCUUUAUUCCAUUAUACCAAUAUACGGUGUAGUUUCAGGGCUUGCUGUGUAUUCAUAUUAUACCGCAAUAUCUUGUACGAGGCAGAAAUUCGUCGAAUUUUAGGAUCCACAAUCAUUCCCAUGUCUCUCAGGGGAAUUAUAAACAUCUACAUAUUUAUAAAUUCUAUGUGUGUGUUUAACGUAUGUGUAAUGUAUUGAGAGGGUACUGACAUUUUACGGAUGAGUUUGGAUAUGUUUCAGUGCAACUGUAUGUACAGAAAAAGAUGAAGAAAGCUUAAAAGUACAGACAAAAUAAACGUGGCCUUG